Drosophila guanche is the source of this 1361-nucleotide messenger RNA. It is a transcript of the gene Cyp40, whose product is annotated as peptidyl-prolyl cis-trans isomerase D. The coding region runs from base 121 to 1272 and encodes 383 amino acids. Gene Ontology annotation, biological process: protein peptidyl-prolyl isomerization. The transcript is spliced from 4 exons. Gene Ontology annotation, cellular component: intracellular membrane-bounded organelle. Gene Ontology annotation, molecular function: protein binding; peptidyl-prolyl cis-trans isomerase activity. Lineage: Eukaryota; Metazoa; Arthropoda; Insecta; Diptera; Drosophilidae. The record is from RefSeq and is a predicted model, not a curated record.
GUAUGUAAACAAUCACAACCAAGUGAAAUUCGCCUUAAUUAGUUUCCCAACAAUUAAAUAAUAUAUUAAGUGAAAGCAAAACUAUUACUUUAGUUUAAUUGCCCGCCGGGGAGCACAAACAUGGAUGGACGAAAACUGCUGCAACCUGUGAGGGCAACAAAUCCUAUUGUCUUCAUGGACAUUGAUAUUGGCCAGGAGGAUGCGGGACGCAUGGUAAUUGAGCUGCGCAAGGAUGUUGUGCCAAAGACAGCGGAAAAUUUCCGGGCCCUGUGUACGGGAGAGUGCGGAAUAGGGCAGCUCGGACAGCCGCUGCACUACAAGGGCAACCGUUUUCACAGAAUCAAGCGGGUGUUCGCUGCGCAGAGUGGGGAUGUGGUUAAGAACGAUGGCACCAGCGGCGAGAGUAUUUAUGGGCCUGUAUUCGAGGACGAAAACUUUCAGCUCACGCACAACGAGGAAGGGGUGGUGAGCAUGGCCAACUAUGGCACCCCAAACACCAACAACUCACAGUUCUUCGUAACGGCCGUGGGUUGCGAAAAUCUAAACGGAAUCAAUGUGGUUGUAGGCCGCGUGCUGCGCGGUCUGGGUGUCGUAGCCGAAAUGGAACUGAACUGCAACGACGAGGGAGAUCCCACGGCGGAGAUUGUGAUAAGGAACUGCGGUGAACUGGCGCAAGGCGAGGACUGGGGCAUCGAGUGCAGCGACGAGACUCCAGACAAGCUCCCGCCCUACCCAAUGGACUGGACGGGCAAGUCCGAUAAGUACACAUCCGACGAAGCAGUGGAUCUGCUGACGGGCGUUCGCCAAUCGGGCAAUCACUUCUAUCAGUUGGGUCGUUAUCACGAAGCUCGUGCCAAAUACCGCAAGGCAAAUCGCUACUACCAUUACCUGAGCAACCAGUUCGGCUGGCAGCCACUGAGAAACGUUAAAAAGACCUCCAACGAUGCGAGUAUGAGAAAACUUGAAGCUUUUUUUACGGUCAACAGCAUCAACUCGGCCGCUGUCGAUCUUAAGUUGGGAAACUACGCAAGUGCCAAAUACGACUGCUCCGAGGCCAUUAGACUGGAUCCUAGAUGCAGCAAAGCCUUCUACAGGCGGGGCCAGGCACAUCGCGCCCUGCGCAACUACGAGGAGGCCAUCAACGAUCUGAAGAGUGCCCACGCUCUCCUGCCGGACAACAAGCAAAUCCUAAAUGAACUGAACGGCACCAAGCAGCUCCUGGCUGAGUACAACCGACAACAGCGUAACGCGCUCAAAAAUCUAUUUGCAUAGUUUCGGGAAUUAGUUGUGUUAAAUGUAAAUACUUACUUAUUAAUAAAUGUUUUUGAGUUAUGAGCAACAGCAGUCAGUGGAUGACUUCC